Pseudogymnoascus destructans is the source of this 333-nucleotide messenger RNA. RefSeq lists its product as uncharacterized. Bases 1 to 333 code for a protein of 110 amino acids. The record is from RefSeq and is a predicted model, not a curated record. NCBI's taxonomy places the organism in Eukaryota, Fungi, Ascomycota, Leotiomycetes, Thelebolales, Thelebolaceae. The transcript has a single exon.
AUGAAUCCCCACACCCCACCAUACUUCUCUCUUCUUGUCGGCAAGUCCGUACGAGACAAGAUGCCUGCUGUUGGACAGGUCUUUGUGGAAGACCUAAGCGAGGUCUUUGUGGAUGCCAACAUCCACAUUUACCUUCCUCCUGCUGCCCGGGAGUCCCUGCCCCAUCCUCUGCCUAUAUUGGCACCUCGGGUGUACACGACUGUCCCAUACAGGUCCCCUGGGAAUGUUCGCCUUGAACACCCGCAAGAAAUUGCAGGGUUCUACAUCCAGGCAGCGGGAGAGAAUGUCGCUCAGGUCUCCCAGGUGAGAUCAAUGGGUUGUGAGCAGUUGUAA